Messenger RNA from Cucumis melo (muskmelon), 2453 nucleotides. RefSeq names its product calcium-dependent protein kinase 28-like. Gene Ontology annotation, biological process: peptidyl-serine phosphorylation; intracellular signal transduction; protein autophosphorylation. Bases 441 to 2072 code for a protein of 543 amino acids. Gene Ontology annotation, molecular function: calmodulin binding; calcium/calmodulin-dependent protein kinase activity; calcium ion binding. Gene Ontology annotation, cellular component: cytoplasm; nucleus. The transcript has 12 exons. Lineage: Eukaryota; Viridiplantae; Streptophyta; Magnoliopsida; Cucurbitales; Cucurbitaceae. The record is from RefSeq and is a predicted model, not a curated record.
GAUUGAUUGAUUGCUAGGGUCCAAAUUUGCUCCCAUUCUUUCUAACACAAUGGAAAGAAGGGGAGGGAAGAAGGUGGAAAAUCAGAUUCCAGCUGAGUUGUGAAAAAAAAAAAAAGUAAAGGGAUCUUAAUUUAGAGAAUUGGAAAAAGCUUUGAGAAUGAUGAUGAUGGUGAUGAAUUUUGAUGGUUCUUCCUUUUCCUGUUCUUUAAGUUUUUACCUUUCUUCAAAAAUUCAAAGGAAGAAAGAGAGAAAUUAAUCUCAUUGACCAUCACCUUCAUCCCCUCUCUUUCUUCUCUCCUUCCUGCUGUCUGCCCAAAACUUUCCUCCCCAAUAUCCAUACUUCAUUCUUCAUCUAAUAUCUCUGUCACUGAUUAGAAGUAUUUAUUCAACUCCAAUGGUUUCUUUCCCUGAAACCCUUUGAUUUCCUUACAAAGCAAAUAAUGGGUGUUUGUUUUUCGGCCUCCAAAGUCAGUGGUUCCAAUAGCAACACCAAUAACACCGCCGUCAACCACCAUCGGAGAGGUAGCACCGCCAACCCUCAACCCAGCACAACCGAUACAAGUCAAAAUCAGAAGAGACCCAAUGAUAAUCCGAAGAGGAAUAGUCAGCAGCUUAAGAUUAAGGAGAAAAAUGUUUCGCGGCGGCAAAGUGGGGUGAUUCCUUGUGGGAAACGCACCGAUUUUGGGUAUCAUAAGAAUUUUGAUGAACGGUACACGAUCGGUAAAUUGCUUGGACACGGUCAAUUUGGUUAUACGUAUGUAGCCGUCGAUAAAGCAAAUGGGGAUCGAGUUGCUGUUAAGAAAAUUGAGAAGAAUAAGAUGAUUCUUCCCAUUGCUGUCGAGGAUGUUAAGAGAGAGAUCAAGAUAUUGCAAGAGCUUACCGGCCAUGAGAAUGUAGUUCAGUUCCAUAAUGCAUUUGAGGAUGACUCAUAUGUUUAUAUUGUGAUGGAGUUAUGUGAAGGCGGUGAAUUGUUGGAUCGGAUAUUGUCCAAGAAAGAUAGCCGCUAUACUGAGAAAGAUGCUGCUGUAGUUGUUAGGCAAAUGCUGAAAGUUGCAGCAGAGUGUCACUUACAUGGCUUGGUACACAGGGACAUGAAACCAGAGAACUUUCUUUUCAAGUCAGCCAAAGAGGACUCCCAUCUGAAAGCCACAGAUUUUGGUUUGUCAGAUUUCAUCAAACCUGGGAAGAAAUUUCAUGACAUUGUCGGUAGUGCAUAUUAUGUCGCCCCUGAAGUUUUGAAAAGGAAGUCAGGGCCAGAAUCAGAUGUCUGGAGUAUAGGGGUGAUCACAUAUAUUUUACUUUGUGGGAGGCGGCCUUUCUGGGAUAAGACAGAGGACGGCAUAUUUAAGGAGGUGUUGCGAAACAAGCCUGAUUUUCGACGGAAGCCUUGGCCAAGCAUCAGCCCUAGUGCUAAAGAUUUUAUUAAGAAGUUGCUUGUAAAGGAUCCCCGAGCGAGAUUAACUGCUGCCCAGGCCCUAUCCCACCGAUGGGUUAGAGAGGGUGGUGAUGCAUCGGAAAUCCCUAUUGAUAUAUCCGUUCUGAGUAACAUGAGACAAUUUGUGAAGUACAGUCGUUUGAAACAAUUUGCUUUGAGGGCAUUGGCUAGCACAAUUGGUGAAGAAGAGCUUGCUGAUCUACGUGAUCAAUUUGAUGCAAUUGAUGUGGAUAAGAAUGGCUCCAUCAGCCUUGAGGAAAUGAGACAGGCUCUUGCUAAAGAUCUCCCAUGGAAAUUGAAAGAAUCUCGUGUUCUAGAAAUUCUUCAAGCAAUUGACGUCAAUACCGAUGGCCUUGUCGAUUUCACAGAAUUUGUCGCAGCUACAUUACACGUGCAUCAAUUAGAGGAACAUGACUCUGUAAAGUGGCAGCAGCGGUCACAGGCAGCUUUUGAGAAAUUCGACAUAGAUAAAGAUGGAUUUAUAACUCCAGAGGAACUAAGAAUGCACACGGGCUUAAAGGGUUCCAUUGAUCCACUGCUUGAGGAAGCAGAUAUUGACAAAGAUGGUAAGAUAAGCUUAUCAGAAUUCAGAAGACUUCUAAGAACUGCAAGUAUUAGUUCAAGACCUCAUAUUUAGACCUUCUAGUCCCCAAAUUUCCCCAAAGAUGUAGAUAAGAAUGAAAAGUUGGGAAAAGAUUGAUGAGGAGAGAGGGGGAUCAAAUAACGCAAAAGUCAGUCAUCUUUAAGAAUUUUUACUUGCUGAGAGACCCUAGUUACUCGUUUGAUUGUCUUCAAUGCCGGGGCUAUACGAUAACGAGUAUUUUUUUAGGACUGUUAAUACGUUUUUAUAUAGAUAUAUAGUUUACCUUGGAUCUGCUUGAAAGCUGCUCCAGUUGGUGUGGAAUGUAUUGUAGUCCUUUAUGUUGCUGGGGUUUCUUGGUUUGUGCAAUGGAAAUGGCAUAUCUGACUACAAACUCUUAAAAUGAAAAAUUUGAUGGAAUGUAUUUCCUUGAUACCA